AGUCAACGGUUGAAAGAUAACCAAUUGUUACCACAAACCUCCUCAUCUGUCGUUCCACUCUUCUUCCAGUUUGCAUCUCUGGGAGACCAAGCAACCAAAACCAUGCCGAUCGGAGAAGCUGUUCUGUCUGCCUUCAUGCAGGCACUCUUCGAAAAGGUGAUUUCUACCGCUUUUGGUGAGCUGAAAUUGCCCCAAGAUGUAGCAGAGGAGCUGGAGAAACUAUCCAGCACUCUGUCGGCCAUUCAAGCUCAUGUUGAAGAUGCCGAGGAGCGGCAAUUCAAGGAUAAGGAAGCACGAAGCUGGCUUGCCAAGCUCAAGGAUGUCGCAUAUGAGAUGGAUGACUUGCUCGAUGAUUAUGCAGCUGAGGCCCUUCGAUCCAAACUGGAAGGCCCAUCCAACUACAACCAUUUGAGCAAGGUUAGGCGCUGUUUCUGCUGCUUUUGGUUGAACACUUGUUUAUUUAACCACAAGAUAUUGCAAGAAAUAAGGGGAGUUGAGGAGAAGCUCGAUAGGCUUGUCAAAGAAAGACAGAUUAUUGGCCCAAACAUGGUCAGUACGAUGGAUAGGAAAGAGAUAAAAGAGAGGCCUGAGACCAGUUCAAUAAUUGAUGACUCAAGUGUAUUCGGAAGAGAAGAAGAUAAAGAGAUCAUUGUCAAGAUGUUGCUCGAUCAAAAAAACUCCAACUCCAACCAUGCCAACCUUUCUAUACUUCCCAUAGUGGGUAUGGGUGGACUUGGGAAGACGACUCUAGCACAGCUCGUCUACAAUGAUACAAGAAUAAAGAAUCAUUUCCAGUUAAGGGUUUGGCUGUGUGUUUCUGAAAAUUUUGAUCUAACGAAGCUUACCAAGGAAACCAUUGAAUCAGUUGCUAGUGAGUUUGAAUCAGUCGUCAGUUGGGUCUCAUUGGUCACGACCAACAUGAACUUGCUUCAAGAAGACCUCUCAAAAAAGCUAGAAGGUAAAAGGUUUCUUCUAGUACUUGAUGAUGUGUGGAAUGAGGACCCGGAAAAGUGGGAUACAUAUCGUCGUGCUCUAGUUACUGGGGGAAAGGGAAGCAGAAUCGUAGUAACCACAAGGAACAAAAAUGUGGGGAAUCUAAUGGGUGGCGUGACUCCAUACUAUCUAAAUCAGUUAUCCGACAAUGAUUGCUGGUAUUUGUUCAGGACCUAUGCAUUUGUAGAUGGUAACUCCAUUGCACACCCAAAUUUGGAAAUAAUAGGCAAGGAAAUUGUGAAGAAAUUGAAAGGCCUACCACUGGCUGCAAAAGCAAUAGGCAGCUUACUAUCUUCCCAGGGUACUGAGGAAGACUGGAAAAAUGUAUUAAGGAGUGAAAUAUGGGAAUUGCCAUCAGAUAAGAACAAUAUAUUACCAGCUCUGAGGUUGAGUUACAAUCAUUUGCCUGCCGUACUGAAGAGAUGUUUUGCAUUUUGCUCAGUCUUCCAAAAAGAUUAUGUGUUUGAGAAGAACAGGUUGGUCCAGAUUUGGUUGGCCCUUGGCUUUAUUCAGCCUCAGCGGAGGAGAAGAAUGGAGGAGAUCGGAAGUAGCUAUUUUGAUGAGUUACUAAGCAGGUCCUUCUUCCAGCAUCACAAAGGUGGAUAUGUGAUGCAUGAUGCUAUACAUGAUCUAGCACAGUCAGUCUCUAUUCAUGAAUGUCUCAGACUGGAUGACCUUCCAAACAGUAGCAGCUCUGCUAGAAGUGCCAGGCACCUCUCAUUCUCUUGUGACAAUAGAAGCCAGACUUCAUUUCAAGCCUUUCUUGGAUUUAAGAGAGCACGGACACUUUUACUGCUAAGUGGAUAUAAAUCAAAGACGAGUUCUAUCCCCAGUGAUCUGUUCCUGAAGUUAAGGUACCUCCAUGUGCUCGAUUUGAACCGACAGGACAUUACUGAGUUGCCCGAUUCAAUUGGAAGCUUAAAAAUGCUCCGAUAUUUGAAUCUCUCGGGCACUAGUAUAGCAGUGUUGCCGUCGUCAAUUGGUAGGCUCUUCAGCUUGCAAAUACUUAAGUUGACAAACUGCCAUGAGUUAGAUUACCUCCCACAAAGCAUAACCAAUCUUGUAAAUCUUCGAUGCCUAGAGGCAAGAACAGAGUUGGUCACAGGCAUAGCCAGAAUAGGUAACUUAACUUGUCUUCAACAGUUGGAUGAAUUUGUGGUCCGCACAGACAAAGGAUACAAGAUCAGUGAAUUGAAGGAAAUGAUGGAGAUCAGAGGGCAUAUUUCUAUCAAGAAUAUAGAGAGUGUGGCUAGCACAGAGGAGGCAAGUCAAGCUUUUCUAAGCGAGAAGGCAUUCAUCAACAUUCUAGACCUUAUAUGGUCCGAUAACAGGAACUUAGCAUCAGAAGGACCAAAUGAGGACAGAGAGAUACUUGAAGUCCUUCGGCCACAUCACGAACUCAAGGAACUAACUGUCAAGGCAUUUGCAGGCUCCUCCUUUCCAAAUUGGUUAAGUAGUCUUUCCCACUUGCAAACCAUCCACCUGUCUGAUUGCACGAAGUGUUCGAUUCUACCAGCACUGGGAGAGCUGCCUCAACUCAAGUAUUUAGAUAUUGGUGGUUUUCCAGCCAUUAUUCAAAUCCACGAAGAUUUUUCCGGUUCCAAUGAGGUUAAGGGGUUUCCAGCACUGAAAGAACUCUUAUUUGAAGAUUUGACUAAUCUCAAAAGGUGGGCUUCUGUAACAGAUGGUGAAUUUCUUCCGUCCCUCACAGAACUUGCAGUGAUGGACUGCCCUCAAGUAACAGAAUUUCCACCCCUCCCAUCAACACUAGUGAAGCUCAAACUUUCUGAAACAGGGUUCGCUGUUCUUCCAGAAUUCCAUAUUCCAAACUCUCAGAUUUCAUCAUCGUUAGAAUGCUUACAGAUUCAUCAUUGCCCAAAUUUCACAUCCUUACAGAAAGGAUUGCUUAGUCAGCAAUUAUUGGCUCUCCAGCAGUUAACCAUCACUCACUGCUCAGAUUUAGCUGACCUGCCGCUUGAAGGAUUCAGAUCCCUAAUUGCUCUUAAGAGUCUUCACAUCUAUGAUUGUCCAAGGCUAGCACCAUCUGGACAGUGUAGUUUGCUGCCUUCCAAGCUUGAAGACUUGCGCAUCAGCUCAUGCGCGGAUCUUAUUAACCCUCUUCUUCGAGAACUUAAUGAGCUUUCCUCACUGACACAUCUCGCAGCUGCUGAUUGUCCUAGCCUUAACUCUUUUCCAGUAAAGCUCCCUGUCACUCUGGAAAAAUUGGAGAUCCUCAAUUGCAGUAACCUGAGCUACUUGCCUGCUGGUCUAGAAGAUGCACCAUGUUUAACAGCUAUAAGCAUCUUGAAAUGUCCUCUCAUACCAUGCUUGCCGGGACGCCUUACAAAGUCGUUGAAAGAACUGUACAUUAAAGAAUGCCCAUUUUUAACGGAGAGUUGCCAAGAAAGUAAUGGAAGAGAUUGGCGUAAAAUCGCUCAUGUACCAAUCAUUGAGAUCGAUGAUGAUACCAACAUACCCAACAAGAGCAUACGAAGAAGAUUAUCCUGAGUACGUCACCGCAGUACAACACAAAUGAUUAUCAUCUGGAUUCUUCUUCAACUGAUGUUUCGACAAUGGCGAUAUUUCAAGAGCACUUUACAGUUAACGUCCCACCUACCAUCAGAAGACUCAUUUAAUGCACAAAACUUGCAACUGAAAGGCCAGAAAACUGAAUCAAUUUUGAAUAAAAAAAUCUUGUAGUUUCCAGAGAAAGUGAAAAGGACUUAUUUUGUUUCUCAGACACCGAACAAGACAUUACUGCCAUCGCCAGAUAGUUAUAUCCUCUGUUUCAUUCUUAGACAAAAUAAACUCAGGUGUUUGUGUCUGCGUAAUUGCAUUCUCUCAGUUCCCAAAUACAUGUCAUUCUAUGA
Lolium rigidum is the source of this 3863-nucleotide messenger RNA. RefSeq names its product putative disease resistance protein RGA3. Gene Ontology annotation, molecular function: ADP binding. The transcript is spliced from 2 exons. The coding region runs from base 103 to 3501 and encodes 1132 amino acids. Gene Ontology annotation, biological process: defense response to other organism. NCBI's taxonomy places the organism in Eukaryota, Viridiplantae, Streptophyta, Magnoliopsida, Poales, Poaceae. The record is from RefSeq and is a predicted model, not a curated record.